Messenger RNA from Chironomus riparius, 435 nucleotides. The record is from the annotation of a GenBank genome assembly. NCBI's taxonomy places the organism in Eukaryota, Metazoa, Arthropoda, Insecta, Diptera, Chironomidae.
AUGUUGGACGGAACUGAUCUUUUUUGGAUAAUUCUCGGUGUUACAGUUUCAUUAAUUAUAUUUUUUUGUUGUUGUAUUGGAUGUAUAAUAGUGUGUAUAGCUUUAUGUGAAGAUGAUAAUGAUGACAAAACUGAGGAAACGACUCAGAAGUCAUCAAAAACUGUCGAUUUUUCGAGCUCAGAAGUUGGUUGGGCAGUUCCGGGACAAAGUGGUGGAAUAUACCCACCAGCAAGCUCUAUACCACCAUAUCCACCAAUGAGUGCACCUAGUCCACCACCAUAUCCAACAUUGAAUCAAACACAAGCGCCUUAUCCAGCUGCAAACUCUAGAACCCCCUCACCAAUGCCAUAUUUACCGUAUCCAGUGGAAAAUGUCAAUGAGAAAAGGAAGGUUACUGAAGAUAUAGAUGGCAUUAGGGUUUUUGGAACCAGUUAA